CGACAAUGAGUGGCGUCUUUGCGUAUCCCCCGGCCACGUCCAUCGUCGAUCAAGACUGCCUGCAGGAUCACUCUGGGGAAGAUGGUGUAUCUCAAGGCUUUUAUCGCCCACCCAACAUCGUCCCUUCUCGUCUGGAUGGACUAGAUCGCCGUCGCCCUCUUUCCCGCGCCGGCCUCACAAGCUCGUCGACCCGCGUCAACAUCGAAGCGUCUGAUGCUCGAGCGGACAACGCGUAUCUUCAGUCCGGCUUCACUCUCCCGCUCCUGCACGACGCAUGGUAUGACCUGCCCCUGGACACGGCGAUGCCUUCCGGCCAGGACAUAGCGGACGGCGAGCACACCACUCCGCCACAUCCGAGCCAAGAUACUGUACAGGAAACGAGCAUAAUCGCUCCAUACCCGGAACCUGUCCAUCCACCCGCUCCCUCAACCAUCUCUCUUUCGCCGCUGGUUGUAACUCAGUCUGGGGGGCAGAACGGCGAUGUGAUGCACGUUCACUACAGUGGGGAUUCCCUUCAUGCAGCGCAGCGUCUCAUGGUGGCGACGCCCUCGCAUACGAGAGCCGCCAUGUCGCGUCGUGCGCCAACGGUCAACACUCUCCACCACUGUCCCUAUCGCGAUUGUGGAGCUACGCUCACUCGGUUGUCGAGCCUAAAGGGUACGCGCAUUAUCUGA
This is a messenger RNA of Schizophyllum commune H4-8, 674 nucleotides long. RefSeq lists its product as uncharacterized. The transcript has a single exon. Bases 6 to 674 code for a protein of 222 amino acids. The record is from RefSeq and is a predicted model, not a curated record. NCBI's taxonomy places the organism in Eukaryota, Fungi, Basidiomycota, Agaricomycetes, Agaricales, Schizophyllaceae.